Molecule: messenger RNA, 2230 nt
Organism: Raphanus sativus (radish)
Lineage: Eukaryota; Viridiplantae; Streptophyta; Magnoliopsida; Brassicales; Brassicaceae
Exons: 13
Coding region: 99-2162 (687 amino acids)
Biological process (GO): carbohydrate metabolic process
Molecular function (GO): carbohydrate binding; catalytic activity
Source: RefSeq, a predicted model, not a curated record
GUCAAAGUAACUCCUAGUUAGGUUUUGGUGCACCUAUACCCGUUUAGUCUUGGACUUUGUUUGACAAAAUUUUACCACACAUACAUAUAUAAAUAUGGAUGUCUCCGCAGACAUCUUAUUCUUACAUUAAAUUCGAUCUUGAGAUUUGGAAAAGAAAAGAAAAGAUGAUUUCGCAGAAGAAGAUAGUUUCAUCGUUGAUAUGUUUCCUUCUGUUGCUUCUUCUUCCGAUAGCUUUUUCUGAGACGACGAGGAACUUAAGGGGAAUAAGUGCAAGAGCUCCAACAGUGCAGCAGAUAAAAAACAAACAUGGCGCUAAAGAGGUGAUAGUGGACAAUGGAAUUUUCAGAGUGACUUUCUCGAGUCCUCAAGGAUUUAUAACUGGGAUCAAAUACAACGAAAUCGACAAUGUUCUUAAUCCACAUCUCCGAGCUCGAGGGUACUGGGACAUAACAUGGCAAAGAGAAAACAUUUUCCCAAAAUUGGAUAGAAUCGAAGGAACCAACUUCAGAAUCAUAACUCAAAACGAAGAACAAGUGGAGAUUUCUUUCUCUCGAAAAUGGAAUGGUGGUACCGAUCAUGUUCCAUUAAACGUAGACAAGAGAUAUAUUAUCCGUACCAAUACUUCAGGAAUCUACACGUAUGGAAUUUUUGAGAGACAGCCCGAAUGGCCAGAAGUGGAGAUGGGUCUAAUUCGAGUCGCAUUCAAACUCAACCCUGAUAGAUUCCAUUACAUGGUGGUGGCAGAUAAUCGGCAAAGACAAAUGCCAACAGACGAUGACCGUGACAUCGACAGUGGCCGUGCCAAGCCCCUUGCUUACAAAGAGGCUGUACAAUUGACUCAUCCUCACAACAAAAUGUUCAAAAACCAGGUGGAUGAUAAGUACCAGUACACAUGUGAGGUCAAGGACAACAAGGUGCAUGGUUGGAUCUCGACCAAGUCCAAUGUUGGUUUCUGGCUCAUCUCACCGAGCAGCGAAUACCGCUCUGGUGGACCGGUCAAACAGGAACUCACGUCUCACGUCGGUCCCACGACCCUCACGACCUUUAUAAGCGAGCAUUAUGUUGGUUCGGACAUGGAGACAAGGUACAAAGCUGGUGAAGCGUGGAAAAAGGUCUUGGGACCUGUUUUCAUUUACUUGAACUCUGAUCCUACCGGCAAUAAUCCACAAUAUUCAUUAUGGGAAGAUGCUAAACGACAGGCUGAACAAGAAGUUGAAGCAUGGCCGUACGAUUUUGUAGCGUCUUCUGACUUCCCUACUCGUCAAGAAAGAGGAACCAUUACCGGUCGUCUCUUUGUCAACGACAGAUUCUUGACUCCGGCAGGAUCUGCAUACGUCGGUUUAGCACCACCUGGAGAAGCUGGUUCAUGGCAGACAAAUACCAAGGGAUACCAAUUCUGGACGCAAACGAACGAAACCGGCUAUUUCACGAUUGAUAACAUUAGACCGGGAACGUAUAAUCUAUACGGAUGGGUUCCCGGUUUUAUAGGAGACUUUACAUACCCAAACCUACUUAACGUAGCUGCAGGUUCAGAGAUAAAUCUUGAUAGAGUUGUGUUCAAGCCUCCUAGGAAUGGUCCAACAUUGUGGGAGAUUGGUUUACCGGACCGAACCGCAAGAGAAUACUUUGUACCGGAACCAUACAAGAAUACAAUGAAUCCCUUAUACGUGAACCACACCGACAAGUUUAGGCAGUACGGGUUAUGGCAACGUUACACAGAGUUAUAUCCAAAUCAUGAUCUUGUCUACACAAUUGGAGUUAGCAACUAUAGUCAAGACUGGUUCUACGCUCAUGUCACAAGGAACAUUGGUUCGACCUAUGUACCAACGACAUGGCAGAUCGUGUUUGAACUUCCAUAUGUGAACUGGCGAGGUAGCUACACAUUGCAACUAGCUUUGGCCUCGGCUGCACGGGCUAACUUACAAGUACGGUUCAACAAUGAAAACUCUAGGCCAUUCUUCUCGACGGGUGACAUCGGAAGAGAUAAUGCUAUUGCAAGACAUGGAAUCCAUGGAGCCUAUCAUCUUUAUAGCAUCGAUGUACCUGGAAGCUUACUAAGAACCGGGACAAACACAAUCUAUCUACGUCAGUCUAAAGCGUUGGGACCGUUUGAAGGUCUUAUGUAUGAUUAUAUUCGUCUUGAAGGCCCUUCUACAGCUUAGUUUCAACACUAGUUAAUAUUUGUUUGUUUUUAAAUUUUUUUUUACACAAUUGUUGGGAGAUUAUAGUU